Cladophialophora psammophila CBS 110553 is the source of this 348-nucleotide messenger RNA. Its product is annotated as 60S ribosomal protein L23. Gene Ontology annotation, cellular component: ribosome; cytosolic large ribosomal subunit. Bases 1 to 348 code for a protein of 115 amino acids. Lineage: Eukaryota; Fungi; Ascomycota; Eurotiomycetes; Chaetothyriales; Herpotrichiellaceae. The transcript is spliced from 2 exons. Gene Ontology annotation, biological process: translation. Gene Ontology annotation, molecular function: structural constituent of ribosome; large ribosomal subunit rRNA binding. The record is from RefSeq and is a predicted model, not a curated record.
AUGUCAUGCGCAGAUAACUCGGGGGCCCGAAACCUCUACAUUAUUUCCGUCAAGGGGAUCGGUGCUCGAUUGAACAGAUUACCCGCCGCGGGUGUGGGAGACAUGGUCAUGGCCACCGUGAAGAAGGGAAAGCCUGAGUUGAGGAAAAAAGUCAUGCCCGCAGUCGUAGUCCGACAAUCGAAACCUUGGAGGCGGCCGGAUGGUAUCUACCUGUACUUCGAAGACAACGCCGGUGUCAUCGUGAAUCCGAAGGGCGAAAUGAAGGGUAGCGCCAUCACAGGGCCGGUGGGCAAGGAGGCUGCUGAAUUAUGGCCUAGAAUUGCAAGCAACAGCGGUGUCGUCAUGUGA